CGAAGGUAAAUAUCGCCGCUCGCUUUCUUCAGUAUUCAGAUCUGUAACAUCUGCUGUCCUCAGCCAUGUCCAGACUCGACUAUUUGGCCUCAAAAUACUUAACGGCGGACUCGGGAUCAAAUAGUGCCGCUCCGAAGAAGCGAAAACGGAAAGAGAAAUCAAGCUCGUCGAAGAAAAAGGUGGUCACUCAAGAGGGCUUGAUCCUGCAAGAUGACGACGCUGAGAUGCAAUGGGGAGCUACGAAGCCAGUGGAAGAGGACGAGAUGGCUGAUUUGAUAGAAGGAGGUGAAGAUGCACCUGUUGUGGAAGAGAUCAAUCUGCAGCCUCGAAAAGCCGCUGCUGGCUGGAAAAAAGUAGGAAAUAUAAAGACUGAAAAGACCGAAGAUGAAGAUGCGCCUGUAUCCAUCAAGGAAGAGGAACCGGCAGCAGAUGAACAGCCAUCACGAAAGCGAAUCGGCGGUUUGAAGUCGGCGGCAGAAGUGAAAGCGGAUCUUGACGCUAAGCUUGCUAAGGAGAUAGCAAACAUGGAAGCCUCGGGGACAUCAGGAAAAGGUGCAGAAGCUGUGUACCGUGAUGCGUCUGGUCGGCGGAUUGAUAUUAAGGCCUACAAGGCCAAGAUGGAGAAGCAGCAACUUGAGGAAGAGAGGAAGAAGAAAGAGGCGGAGGAACGCCAGAUCGAGCUUAACAAGGGAUUAGUACAAGAGUUAGAGAAGACGGCUGCGUCACAGCGAGAAAAUGAGGCUUCUAGUGCGCGACUGACGGCCUAUGCGGACGACAAAGAGCUGAACGACGAACUAAAACAACAGGAGCUAUGGCAUGAUCCAGCGGCCAAGUUCUUGUCGAAACAGAAGGAGGAAAAGCGGAGUGCUACAGGCUUGAAGAUCUACAAAGGUCCGUAUCCUCCGAAUCGGUACAAUAUACCACCGGGGUAUCGGUGGGACGGAGUUGAUAGAUCAAACGGGUUCGAGGCGAGAUUGCUUGAGAAGCGGGCAAGGGAGAAGGAGAAGAAGGUCGAGGAGGACGUCUAUGCGUCUGAUGUAAGUGAGGACUAGUAGACAGCAUAAGUGUAAUUUUAUCAUAUUCCUACAGUAUGAUCUCUUGCGCAGACUCUCGAUAUUCUACAAAUUAUCUA
Molecule: messenger RNA, 1132 nt
Organism: Myxozyma melibiosi
Lineage: Eukaryota; Fungi; Ascomycota; Lipomycetes; Lipomycetales; Lipomycetaceae
Product: Pre-mRNA-splicing factor of RES complex-domain-containing protein
Exons: 2
Coding region: 66-1052 (328 amino acids)
Biological process (GO): mRNA splicing, via spliceosome
Cellular component (GO): RES complex; U2-type spliceosomal complex
Molecular function (GO): RNA binding
Source: RefSeq, a predicted model, not a curated record